Salvelinus sp. IW2-2015 is the source of this 770-nucleotide messenger RNA. It is a transcript of the gene acaa1, whose product is annotated as acetyl-CoA acyltransferase 1. The record is from RefSeq and is a predicted model, not a curated record. NCBI's taxonomy places the organism in Eukaryota, Metazoa, Chordata, Actinopteri, Salmoniformes, Salmonidae. Gene Ontology annotation, cellular component: peroxisome. Gene Ontology annotation, molecular function: acetyl-CoA C-acyltransferase activity. Gene Ontology annotation, biological process: phenylacetate catabolic process; fatty acid beta-oxidation.
UCACUCAGCUUCGACUUGCCUUUAAAGUCGGCUGAAAUGUCGAACGCUCCCAGUGUUGCAAGAGGCGAACUCUAGCCACACGAUACACUGUAACAAACUCACCAUUCCUGCGUAGACGCUUGCGAAUAGACAGUGUUUGUGCACUGCACGGGCUUGAUUGUGUUUGAAUAUCUGUGGAUAGUUUAGCUUCAAGUAUCAGUUUACUUACUUAUUUUAACACCACAAUGCACAGAGUAAAGGUAGUUUUUGGUCAUUUAUCGCCACCGAACACGUUCAAAUCCCACAGUGUUCCUUUUGUCUCCGGGGUAGAAUGUAGUGCUUUAUCCGCCAGUCCAGAUGAUAUAGUGGUGGUCCACGGGCUGAGGACUGCUUUCGGCAAGGCUAAAAGAGGAUCUUUCAAGGACACCACUCCAGACGAGCUGUUGAGUUGUGUGAUGACAGCGGUCCUGGUAGAUGUGGGACUGUCACCUGAGAGACUAGGGGACAUCUGUGUGGGUAAUGUUCUGCAGCCUGGGGCAGGUGCUCUCAUGGCCAGAGUGGCUCACUUCCUCAGUGAGUUCCCAGAGACUGUCCCUGUCUACACCGUCAACAGGAUGUGUUCCUCUGGACUACAGGCUCUGUUCAACAUCGCAGGAGCCAUCAGGAGUGGGUCAUAUGAUAUGGGUCUGGCCUGUGGAGUGGAGAGCAUGUCUCUGCGGGACGCUGGGGAACCAGGAGAUGUGGAGCUCCAGACUUAUGGACUACGAGAAGGCUAGAGACUGUGUCAUACC